UUUGGGUUGUUUUCCAUCUACGCAAAAUGGCUGACUCCAGCCACGAGGAUCUAAUGGAAAAAUUAGUAACGGAAUAUCAUAAUAACUCUGACUCAGUUAAAGAAUAUGCGUCAAAGAUUUGUGCAUCAAUAUCUUUAAAGAAUGAUAAAUCGAUUUUGAAUGUUGUGGAGCUUCUCUCAUUUAUGUUAACUAGUAACAUUGUUGAAAAUCGGGCGAAGGGAACCAACUUAUUGGCUGAAUGCAUGCACUGUAUUUCCAGUGGAACCCUUGAUGAAAGAGAGCUUAUAACUAUAAUUCAAUUCUUUUGUGAUCGACUGCGUGAUCAUCAUUCCAUCCAACCUUUGGUUAUUUAUGCUUUUCUUGGAUUAACCUCUUUUCAUGAUGUUAGUGACAAGCUUAUUAUUACAAUUUUACAAUCCAUUUUCGCAGAAGUUCAUGUGCAGUCACUUGUUCAAUCUGAUCGUCACAAUGUAUUCAAUUUGUUUUCGAACCUUCUUAAAUGUAGGAUUGAAUGUCUUAAGAAGUACAGUGCUGAUUUUGUACUUGGAUUUAUUCAAGCAAUGGAUGGGGAAAGAGACCCUCGUAAUCUUUUGAUAUGCUUUGAAAAUUCAUUUAUGGUUUUGGAGAAAUUGGAUUUUUCUUUGUUUACGGAAGAUUUUUUUGAAGUGUUGUCAUGUUAUUUUCCAGUUGAUUUUACACCACCUAAAGAAAAUAAUUUUGAAAUAACAAAAAAAGAUUUAGUUUUAUCACUUCGAAAAUGCUUAACCGCCACUGCUAAUUUUGCACCAUUUGCUGUCCCACUGUUCAUUGAAAAGUUAUCUGCCGACAUGGAAGAUGCUAAAAUUGAUUCAAUCAUAACCUUUACAAAAUGUUUAGAAAUAUACAAUCCUGCAGAUGUUGAAAUAUUUACCAAAGAGAUCUGGUUACAAAUUCGUAAAGACUACCUCCUUUCAGAAACGAGUGAAUAUUCAUCCUAUUAUUUAACCUUUGUUUCAAAUUUUAUCAUAUGUUUAUCAAAAUCAGAUAAUGAAGAACAUUUGUCAAAUUUGAUUGAGCUUUUGAUUAAAGAUUGUUUACAGACUUUAAAAGACCCUGAUAUGAUGAUCGCUGUACAAUGUGGAGCCAUUAUUUCUUGUUUUUGUGAUGCAUCGGAAUAUGUGUUUGAUAAAGUUGCAAACAGGCUACUUCCUGCAAUACAAGAUUCACUACUGAAGUAUUCAUCUGUUCCUCAACGUAGAAAUCUCCUUGAAAUUACAUGGAAAAUUCUCGGCGUACACAGUGAAAUGUUACCUGUUAUUUUAGUUGAGUUUGCGAAAGAACUUCUUCCACUUUUGUAUACUAUACUAAAUCAAUACGAAGACACCAAACUUCAUGUUUUAGCAUUGAGUUGCAUUGAGCGAAUUGUAGCAAAGAAAAAGUUACUGAAUAAUCUAGAUUCUGAUGUACUAGCACAAUCCGUACUUGCUAUACCACUAUCAAAAGUUUUAACAACUGAGCUGUAUAAUGCUUUUGUAUCCUUAAUUAAAAUCUGUUCAGCAAAGUUGCCACGUUUGGUUAGACAUCACUUUGUUAAUCCAGCUAAGAAGAAAAUCGAUACUGAGGAUUUUGACUUGCAAAAGCAAUCCAUAAAGAUUUUCUCAAAAUGUUGUAUAAAUGAAGUCCUUACUGAAGAAAUUUUGUUGCUUAUAUUGGAUGUUGCAUCCACAAGCUCCAAUAAGCGCAUGGCUGUUUUCGAAGCAGUUAGCGAAAUAUUGCAACACACUAUAAAAACGUUCGACAGGAAUGUUGUGUAUGACCCUUUGCUAAAGUUGUUACAUACUUCCACUCAACACACAAUAGAAGAAUUCAGCAAGAUGUCUCAAUGUUUAUCACAUGCAUACAAUAAGCUGACAGUGUCUGAAAGUAAAACAGUUCUUGACGAAACUUGUAAUAUUGUGUUGAAGCACAAUUCGAUUCAUCAUAAUCCUUUUGAGGAGAAACAAUUUAUUUUAUUAUGCAGAAGUCUUUUUACUCAAGUUGAUAUAGCGAUGUUGCUGAAUCAUGAUGUCAAAAAUGUUUUAAAAGAAAUUUGGUUUGCAAUGGUAAAAAUAGAGUCUGGAGUAUUUUCAAAUUUUGAUCAGUUUGCAGUUGAACAAGGAAGUGUGGCAAUUGGUUGUGUAAUUAACAAACUUCCAGAAGAUUCUGCCACACCCUUAGCGAAGGAAUUUCUCCACGAAAUUGAGAGCAAAUUGGUAACAUACCCAUGUUCCAGUGUAAUUCUCUUGACUUGGCUUACUAAAGCGCUUGUCCUGAAUUGGCAAAAGCAAUCUGUACCCAGCAUCCAGUUACUGUACGAAUGUUUAAGCAAAGAAUCGACCGGAUUUUGGGCUGCCAGUGGAUUUGGUCGCAUUGUUCAAGAUAUUGAAAAUUCUUUUGACUUGAAGUCCGGAGCUCGCAUAAAGUUGAUGUACAAACAAAGAUUUGGUCAAUUUGUUCUUCCAUUGCUUUUGGAAGGCUAUCAUAAUGGUAGCACCACUACGAAGCCAUUUUACAUGACUGCAAUUGCGAAUACACUGUCAGCUAUGCCGAAAACAACAAUCCAGAAAUAUUUGAAAUCAUUGAUGCCGAUUCUUCUAACAUCUUUGUCGGCAAGUGAGAAAAACGACGUUACGUCGGCAUUAACAACCGUCAAAAAUGUAUUGGAACAAAAUAAAGACACGACUAUUGAGUAUAUAGAUUCUCUGAUAUCAAAUCUGUCGGGGUUAGUAGCACAUCAAAAAAUGUGUGUUAGAAUGACUUGUUUGCAAUGUCUCACUAUAUUAUCGACUUAUCCGACAUACAUCGUAGAACCACGACGAGUUGGUGUUAUUCGAGUUGUAAAGCCGGCAUUGGAUGAUAAGAAACGUUUUGUUCGGAAGGAGGCUGUGCAAUGUAUAAACGCUUGGUACAUGCUAGCUGGGUAGAUGUUAGCGGGGCACAAUCAGCUAGGCACAUGCUAGCUAGCUAGAUAUCAACUAGCGCAUUAUAGCCGGUAAAAUGUCGAUGCUUAAAACUGUCGUAGCAAAAUUAACUUGGUCGAGUGUGUACCAUGGUCACACUUCCUAUAUAAGUUAAUUAUUAAUAAAUUCUGUUGUUCUUAAUAUUGCCUUGAUAAUACUGUGGUAGUAAUAUUAGAAAUUUUAAGAGGGGCAAUUUUCUUUGCUAUUAAUGACGUAUCAUGUAUAUCAUGUAUGUAUUUUAAAAUGUUAUGACUUAUAAAUAUAUAAUUUUUUUUUCAA
Messenger RNA from Hydractinia symbiolongicarpus, 3257 nucleotides. RefSeq names its product MMS19 nucleotide excision repair protein homolog. NCBI's taxonomy places the organism in Eukaryota, Metazoa, Cnidaria, Hydrozoa, Anthoathecata, Hydractiniidae. The transcript has 4 exons. Gene Ontology annotation, cellular component: cytosolic [4Fe-4S] assembly targeting complex. The record is from RefSeq and is a predicted model, not a curated record. The coding region runs from base 27 to 2942 and encodes 971 amino acids. Gene Ontology annotation, biological process: iron-sulfur cluster assembly.